AUGGCUACUCAGUCUCAGCUCCCUACCGUCCCAGAAGAGGUCACGGCCUCCUGGCUUUCGGAAGUACUCAAGGUUAAUGUAAAAUCGACAGAGUUGACAAAAAUAUUGCCCGGUACCGCCACCAAGCUCUACGUUAACGUCAAGUAUGAGGAUGGUGUAGAGACGGAUAAGGCGAUACUGAGGUCUGCUGACCUCUGUAUCAAGGGUGGGUUUAACCCAGGCUUUAUCGAACAAGUACCCUGGGUCAUCAUGAUAUAUCAACGUGAGGUGGAAUUUUUUAAUCGUGUGGCUCCAUCCCUCGGUCAUAUUGAUAUCCCCAAAAGUUGGUGGGCGGGAUAUAAUUCUAGGCAAGGUAUCGUGAUAAUGGAUGACCUUUCUCAAAGAUGUGAGUUUGGAAAGCCUACGGAGGCAUGGCCUGUCACGCGGGUGCUUGCUGGUAUUGAACAGCUUGCGGCAUUGCACGCGUCGACUUGGGGUGUUAAACCAACGGACUACGCCUGGCUCACAUCAGAUUACGAUCAAGCUAUCUUAACUCUGAUGCAGACAUUCGACGACGUCGUGCAUGGCCCAGAACGACCAGCAGUACAUGACUACCUCAAAGAUCAAAAACGCAUCACCGAGGUUCUAAAGAAACACUUUGCUUCAAGAAACCCCAAGUUCCGGUGUUUAUUACAUGGCGACCCUCAUACUGGAAACACUUAUCUCGAAAAAGGUGCGCCUCGGUUCCUUGACUGGCAGAUAAUUCAUAUCGGAUCGGCUUUUCACGACGUGGCCUACUUCAUCGGUGGUGCUUUGAGCAUCGAGGAUAGAAGGACUCACGAGUACAGAGUUUUAGAUCACUAUCUCGCUACACUGGAGAAACUAGGCGGCCCUACAUUCUCGAGCAGGGACGAUGAUGUCUUGCAAGAAUAUCGCAAGUCAUUCUUGGCGGGAAUCGGCUGGAUAAUGUGCCCUUAUGAGAUGCAGGCUAAAGAGUGUGUUGACGCUAUGGCCAAGCGAUACUCGGCAGCACUGGAUGAUCAUAGAACUAUAGACCUUGUGGAAUCUCUGACUGACGUUUAA
This is a messenger RNA of Daldinia childiae, 1062 nucleotides long. RefSeq lists its product as uncharacterized. The record is from RefSeq and is a predicted model, not a curated record. The transcript has a single exon. NCBI's taxonomy places the organism in Eukaryota, Fungi, Ascomycota, Sordariomycetes, Xylariales, Hypoxylaceae. Bases 1 to 1062 code for a protein of 353 amino acids.